AUGAAUAGCGAAGCUAAUGACAGUACGGAUGCAGGAGUGAGUAACGAAGACACAGACACAGUGGAAUCCAUCACAGAAACAUCGGGCGAGAGUCGGACAGAAAGAAUUCGAAGACUGAAUAGAGAAAGACAGCGACGAAGGCGCGAAAAACUAAGGAUGUCACGCCAGAGUGAAGCGCCAUCGACAACCAGUAACGACGUGGACCCAAGCCAUGAUCUUGAGGUUCUGUCUGAGGGCUGUGCGAUUGUAGAAGUAAUGCUACCUCUGAAAGUCGAGACAGAAGUACCAGAAGAAAUAGAUAAAGAAAGUUCGAAAGCUACGAGACCGAAGCGAUCUACGAGAACGAGGCAAAAAUCGCGAAAGGAAGGCGCAACUGAGCAAAUUUCAUCCGAUACCGUCUCAUCAGCAAACAACGCCAUUUCACCACCAUGUCACGACAAUAACUCAAGAUUUGAUGGCGCUUCAGACGAGAGCAGCGUUCUUGUUGUCGCCAGUGAGGUGGAAGUAAUCGAUGAAAAACCUCAAGAAAACGGAACCGAAGAAACUACGGAAAUUUCAGAAACAAAAGCAGACGGGAAGAAGCGACGAACGCGAGAACCGAGGAGACACACUGAAAAAUCACCCGAAGACGUCGCGACAAAGCGGGUAUUUAGAGAGCGUGAAAAGAAGAAAAUGCAGGGGAAUAACGAUGAGGUCACGGCAAGAAGAGAAAAACAACGCGAGUUAAAAAGGAAGCAGAAAGAAAGGAUGAGUAGCGACCAAAUUGAAGCGCUGAGGGCGAGAUAUCGGGAAUGGAGGCGAAAACGAAAGGAAACCAUGACAAGCGAGCAAUUGGAGAUAAUUCGCAAAGGAAACCGUGAACGACAGCGAAGACGGCGUGAGCGGUUAGGAAUCAGAAAGCGGUCAACAACCCCUCAGGCCAAGGGAGUCAGCGAAGCAGUCAUACAAGGCAUCAAAAACAAGCAAGCACAAGUUCUAAAACCAAUGGAAUCGAGUCUUAGUCCCGAGGCAAGUCUUGUAGCCGCGGUAAACAAGGUCGCUUCGCUGAACAGCGUCGAGGCAGCCGCAGCGACCGCCGCUCUUAUGCCAAAUCCUUCUCGCGUCGAAGGACCGGUCGCUGUCACACUAGAAGUAAAUCCAGCCGCUACUGGAAUGGCACCUAGUGUCAUUCAGAACACCCAGCCCAUUUCACAACCGCCUUCAUCAACAUCUCAGCUCGUAAGUCUUCCUGUCACAUCUACAAAUGUAACACAAGGUACUUUGCCUCCGGGAAUGCCCGUUCUUGGUCCUCAGGGAACUAUUCUUCAAGGGCUACCACCAGGAUCUGGUGCUCUUUACAGCAUGACAAUGCCAGGGAUUCAAGGAACUUUGUUACCUGGGAUUCCUGUUACUGCAGGACAACCUUUACCAGGUGUACAGGGAAGCACUGUCACUGGAAUGCCUUUCUCUGGAAUGCAAGGACUUGUGCCAGGCAUGUCUCAAAGUGCAUUUUUGUCAGCUUCACAAGGUGGAGUCCUUCCUGGGAUGCAAACAUUUAGUAGUAUGGCACCAACUAUGACCAAGGAUGGCCAAAUCUUGCACAGCAUCUCUACCCUUCUUCCUAUUGCUCCAAUGCAAGGUAUCCAAGGAACUGGUCAAGGUGUUGCAUUCCUUGCUCCUAUGCCCAUGACUGGACCUGCUGCUCAAGUUCAAGCUUUUCAAGAUAUUAGAGGUGCAGUGGCCACUCCGAUAAGAACUGCUAGUCCUGGCAUCAGCACCACAGUGGCAUCAGUUCCAAUAGCAGACAGUGUUACAGCAGAAACAGUGGCUGUUGUGCAACCAGGGGAUGGAAGUGACCCUGCUGGAACAGACCCCAAAAAUAAAAAUGCAAGCUCUCCAAAACCAAAGGGAAGAAGAGGAAGGAAAAGAACCACUUCUGCUGCAGAAAUGUUAGCAAACCUGAGCAACUUACCUCCAACUAGCACACCAAUGUCAUCCAUGCUAUCAGCAUUGGCCUCUCAGUUAAGAGGUAAUACACCCACUGGGGUAACAGACAAGGAAGGGGAGCCUCCAGCCAAGAGAGGUACUGUGGAAGCCAAUCAGAUUGCUGUCAUGCCUAGAGCACCGACUCAUCAAGACUCCAGUCCAGGGGCAGUAGCCAUUGGGAGUGAAGCUGCUGGCCAUGCGAGACCUAGUGUGGUUAACCAUCCAGAAAUGCAAGCGACAUUUCCUUCUUCAAGCACAAAUGCCAAGAUUCCCCAUAUGAGUACCUUUCUCAAUACCAUGAGUGGAAGUUCAAUUCCAAACAUGGGAGUGCCAUUUGCUACUGCCACAAACCUAGCAAGGCCUAUUAAUAGCUUCCCUCCUAACAUACAGGCAAUACCUGGUCAGUUUUUCCCAUCCAGGGUUUCUGUUGCUGUGGAGACAGAAGAAAUAAGAAAAACAACAGUUGGCACUAACACUGAAAACAGCCAACAUUUAUCAGCUGGUGGCAUCGACCAGUCUGCUGUUAUGUCAUCGGUAGGUACCAUGACUGACUCAUUGUACAAAGUGUCUGUGGGUACUGGGACUGCUGGAACAGGGCAGCCUAAUGGACAAUCAGUUGUUACUGCUAUGGGUGAAAGCCAUCCAAAUAUAGUGGAAAAGACUGCAACUGGACAAGAACUUAACCAAGAAAAACCAUGUCAAGCUGUGGUGAAUGUUACGGAAAUUAACCCAGCAGAAAUACUCCAGGAGGCGUUACAUCAAGGUCAGAUUACCCAAGAGGUCAUAAUUCAAGAAGAGGUGGUGGAGGAAGUUGUUGGAGUCUCUCCAGAAGUGGCCAAGAUUACGCCUAUAGGAGAUGGUAUUUAACAUUUACAUUGAGCUGUUAUAGCUCCACAAUAAACAGUGGUUUGUCUACACCUUAACACGGUCAAGUCUUUGCAUGUACUUUAGUUACUAACAUAAUUAUUGUAGACUGGGAUUUCGUUUUCAUCUGGGGUUAAACAUAGUGGGAAAUAGAAAAAGAGAGAGAGAGACUCAGAGUUGACCGAAAGUUCUCAAGAGCCUAGCUCUAACACUAUUUCAUGUGAAAAGAAAGAGUUGCUCACAGUAGCAUGGAUCAGAAACUUUGCAGAUUGGAAGCCCUAUUGAGCAGCUAUUCUGAGUAUCAGGCAUUCUAUGUUCUACAUGUGCAUUGACAUGCAUGAGAUCUUAUUUCAAACUUUUGGCUCAGUCAGGUAGAGUUCAAAUCUUUUUUGCAGGCGAAAGACAAAGCAUGGUGUUAUUUUGACUGUUAAGUGUGAAUUAACUUGUGGAACACACUAAGCCUGACUCAGAGAGCUAGAGCACUGGCUGUUUGGUGAUCUAGUAGUUUAAAACAUAAAUGUUUGAGAAGAUUAUAUUUCAUUUCAAACUGAUAUUGUAAUGGCAGUGAGCGAAGGCAGAAAGGCAGCUUAAAGCAGAUUCUAUAUUACUAUAUAUACUUGUUCAAGGACUCGUUAUCAUUAAAGCAAUGCCUAUUGCUUAUGUAAAAAUUAAGGCCUCAACUUAGGUGAUAACUAAGAACAACAAGGCAAUGUGAAAAUUGAUUUGAUUUGGUUUAAAAAAAGUAGAGAAUUAGAAUUCUUUAAAUCAAAAAAUAUGUUUGGGAAACAGAUUUUGCAUAGCAACAAAAUAGCGUGUCGAGUUAUGAAGUACAAUUAUCUGUGUUUGGAAGACAUCACAAUUCAAGCCUGGUUUUGUGCAGUUUGAUGACUAUUUUAUCCAAGACAGAUGGAUAUUAACCUCUGUUGCAACUGUAUCAUUUUAUUUCAUGCAAGAUAUACCCAAGUGUAUUUAGCAUGCAAAAUGCAUUCUAUUACAUUUCAUGUUAUAUAUCCAUGCAAUUUUUAAAAAGAAAUCUCAAUCCGUGAUAGUUUGGGUUGAUUGAAGUAGUUUAACGGGUCACAGCAGUCUUUUUCGUAACAAUCUAGGGCGAUAUUUGUAUAUUUUAGUCUGUGGUAAUCAUUAAUGAAUCUUUAAUAACCUUGUAGGUUUAAGUGUGUUGAUCAAACAUUGAUUGUCUUUAUUAUUUGUUACUAUUGAUUUUUCAUGACAAGGUGUUUUAACACAUUUGAAUCACAGUGAAAUCAAAGUCAAAGGGUUUAUUGUGAUACAGGCAAAGCCGCUAAAAGUCCAGAUUAUCUCUAAUUAUAUAGUAGAAUAAGUCUUGACACCAUGCAGGAUUAUGAUAUUUGCUAUAUUACGUAGUUAAAAUUGUACACUGAGGACAUCCUUAGCACUGAAUUAAUGUUGUGAUGCUACUCUGGCAAAACUAUCCAAAAAGUCAUUAGUUUUAUUCAGUGGAAUAUUUUAACCAUUUGGCUGUUUCUUAAAAGUUUUAAAGUUUCUUUGAUGAAUCAAAUGAGUGUUUUUAACCAUGGCUUUCAGUUAGAGAGAGAACACUGACAUUGCUGUAAAUUACUGGAUUAGAUAUAAUUAUAGGAGCAGUAUUAUUGUACAUUUGUAGCUUGCCUGUAUUUAUGUGGCAGUCUUUUUUACAGUGUAAGUCAUAAGAUUGCAGGAGUGUUCUGUAUCACUCUAUUUGGCAGAGUGUAGUCGGAGGCAAGGAGAAAUGGCUGUAUUUGCAUUUAACAAAUAGAUUCCAUGUUGCUGUGCAUCUGUUCAGUAAUAGAUCACAGAUGAAAUCAAAAUGUGGUAAGAACAAGAAAAUAGCACACAUAACAUAGGUGAGAAAGAUGUUGAUGUUCUUACUGCUUUAUGACAUCCUUUGUGAUCUAUUACUUUGCAGACCCUUGUUAAGAUGAGUCUAUAUGUUUUAUAUGAUAAAAAAGCAAAGUGUUGUUUAUGUUGAGGUCAUCUAUGCAUCUGUCCUCCAAUAGAUCACAAGUAAGGACCAUCAAAAUGUGUGUAGGACUUAGCCUAUAUAAACUUCACAGCGAAGAGAGAAUGUCUAUGCUUCUCUCCCAUUGCAUAUUCUACAGUGUGAUGAAGACUGGCACCAAAAUGGACAGGCUGGCAUCAGUAAGAGCUUAAGUAGUGUUCUUAUUGCCUUCUUAAUAUUGAUAAGAGAGAACUUUGAAUAAUUUUGCUUUCAAGGUUGAUGGUCACAUAAUGACUGUAUUGUUUGUAUGGUACGUAUGAUUUAUUUUAAACACAAUAAUUAUGAUUUAAGUAAACAAAUAUCAAUAGCCAUGUUGUUGUUUUCUCUGUAAUAAGAGUAUUUGUAAGUCGUGUCAUACAGAUUCAUGUUUAUCAUGGGGAAAGUGCAGCCUGCUGUGUUAUUUACAUCGAAUAUUUUGAUUUGGAAAGUAAAGGCUGAGGCUUGGUGUGUUGCACAUAAUUGCUGAUUAGUUUCAAUAAGUUAACCUGCAAUACUGCCUGUGAUACAAGCUUGUGAUUGUUUCUUUGUUUCAUUUAGAGUUAAGGUGCAUGGUAGGGGGAGGGACUGGUAAAAGAUGAUGACUUCUAUUGCCCCAGCUCUUCUCCUUUCCUUUCUUUUGACUGUUGCCUACCCCCCAGGUACAAGUGUCAUUCUUUCUCCAGCCGUUUGGUGCUUUUAAAAAUCAAUUCCUUGUCAAGAAAAUACUGAGCACUUGCACACCCAAAUUAUACCUGCUGUGCAGGCUAUUAGAAAGUUAUCUGUGUCUACAUCUGCGAGUCAAAUACACUGCUGUUAUUAGUAGCUUUCAAAGUACUGACAUAUGCUAAACCUUUUUGUUAAAUAAUAGUAUGCUGUUGAGUUUGACAACAUUCUACCAUUUGUACUACCUCUUGCCACUUCAUAGUCACAUCUUCAAUCAACUCCUCCCCUGUUCCUUGAGCAUAAACUUGUUAAAAAAACUACCCUUGCUUUCACAUUGACGACAAUUUACUAACUGGUUAGGGCUAUUGAUUGUUUCAUUUCACCAGGGCAACAAGCCCCAGUGAAAUAAAACGUGUUUUGCCUCAAGGGUUUGAAUCCAGCAGCAGUCAUGUGUUGUGACUGUCUGGGUUAGGUAUUCCUGAACAGGACUUGUUGGUAACAGGGACUGACAUGUUUACAGCCUAAGGGAAUGUUUUCUCAAGACUCUGUAGCCAGACUUUGAAUAUGACAUUUUCUUGAGGUGUCAACAUUUCAGUCUUAAUGACAGUCUCUUUUUAUUUCCUGAGGGAUGACUCUACAGCAAUUAGGUUAAUAGAAUAAGAAAGAUGACGAGUUAUAAGCUUGGUGAAGAAAUCGCUGGUAAGCAAGGCUCAUAUGAAAAUAAAGCCUAACAGGAGGGCUUAUUUUUUGCCAUCUGUUCUAGGUCACCCGUGUUGACCUGAUCUGUACCAAUUAUCACAAAAAAAGUAUGUCAAACCAGUACGUUUGAAGACAAAUGCAGGGUCUGAUCUGGGAACAUUAAAAAUUUACAGUGUGCCCCACCCUUCCCCCCACCUGCAGCAACUACCCGCUUACACCGUAAACUAUCAUAAAUCAAGUUGUCGGCAAGACUCGGAAGUGAUACUCGUUAUAAAAUAGAAAAAUGUAAUACCUGACAAGAACUGAUGCUAAUCCCCCCUCCCUCCCCCCCAACCACGAAAAAUCUGACGCGGUGACGUUCCCCCGCUAUGCGUGACAGCACCCUCGUUUCCGCUUAAGCUCCAUUCGCAUACAUUCGCAUGCGCAUUCAAGUGGGAGAAGUCUCAAAAUGGCCGGAAGUGUAUCUCUUCGAGGAGUCAUCGAGUAUUUUUAUCAAAACAGAAGCGAUUGUUGUAAAAGAGA
This is a messenger RNA of Pocillopora meandrina, 6709 nucleotides long. Lineage: Eukaryota; Metazoa; Cnidaria; Anthozoa; Scleractinia; Pocilloporidae. The record is from the annotation of a GenBank genome assembly.